CUUGGAGUACGGCACAAGCUUUCAUUGCAGAAAAAGCUUCAACAGUGUGACAGACUCUGUGAGUAGGGUUUAUGGUGGUGCAGUGGAGCCGAGAACUAGAGGACAAAGGCUUUUCAAUGCAAUGUUCUUCCUCAUGGUGGUCACGCAGAGCUGACGACGGUGGCCGACGGCGGUAGGAGCUCUCAAACUUCAAGCGUUAGCCUUGUUGAUCUGUGCCCAAAGAUUUUCAACUUUCCUUUCUAGAAAAACCCUUCCGUACACAACCCAUUGCUCAGUUUUCUUCGAAGAGGCAAGAGUCGGAAGCUGUAGGCGAGCUGAGAGUGAUGGGGAAAAACCCAGAAACAAGCUUGGGGGGAAAUGGCGGUGGUUCGGAGAAAGGUGAGCGAUUUCUGGGAAUUCAGAGUGAUGGAAAAAAAGGGAGGAAGCGUGGUAGGAAGAGAGGCAGAGAUUUGGCGGGUAAAGGUGAUUGGGUAGCUCCAACUUUGAAGAAACAUGGCGGGUCGUGCAGGAGGAGGGCUAGAUAUUUGGUGGCUGAGAAAGAUGUGCAAGGUGGUGGCGGAGGAAGCGAAAAUGCCCGAACCGGUAGUGCAAAUGGGGCUCGGAAUGGUGAGAAAUGGGAUCCUACAGUGGGUCUGGGGAACGAGGAAGAUUGUGGGAUUGGUGUGUUGGAUUUGAAAGAAGGUGAAGGACAAGGGGGUAGUGGUAUUGGUGGUGAGGAAUUUCAUGGAGCUUUGGGUGAGGAACGCGGUACAAGUGAGAAAGUCAAGGGGUCUGCAAGGGGAGUCGAGAAGUCUGUGAGUGCAGAAUGCGUAAAUAAGCAGAGUUCAAAAUUUGUUCAGGAGAUGUCUUUGUCUUGCCAUCAAUGUCAGAGGAAUGACAAGGGUAGGGUUGUUCGGUGCAGAUUGUGUAAAAGAAAGCGGUUUUGUAUCCCUUGCAUACAAUCUUGGUAUCCUCAAAUGUCAGAGGAUGUCAUUGCUGAGGCUUGUCCUGUAUGCCGUGGCAAUUGCAAUUGCACAGUAUGCUUACAUAAACCUUCUCAGUAUUUGAGGAACCUUGAAUUCAACAUUUCCGAAGAUGAAAGGGUUGAGCACUCUAUGUAUUUGGUUCAAACAUUGCUUCCAUUCUUGAAAAGGAUUAAUGCUGAACAAAUGACUGAGAUGGACAUGGAGGCUACAAGACAAGGGCUUUCUAUUUCAGAGCUAAAGAUACAAAGUUCAGACUGCCUUGAGGAUGAGCGUGCAUACUGCAACAACUGCAAAACUUCUAUUGUUGAUUUACACAGAAGCUGUCCUCUAUGCUCAUAUGAUCUUUGCCUCAUCUGUUGCCGAGAAAUUCGAGAUGGACGCCUGCUGGGAGCUAGAGAGGAAGUGAUUUUUAAGUAUAUCAAUCAGGGCCUAGACUAUUUGCAUGGUGGAAAAGGGGAUACUGUAGAUCUGCCUUCUGAAGUUAACACCAAGUUUCAUGCAGGGUCAACAUAUGACUGGAAAGCAAAUUCAGAUGGAAGCAUUGUUUGCCCCCCAGAAAACAUGGAUGGUUGCGGUCAUAGUUUUCUAGAAUUGAGAUGCAUGUUUGCUGAAAAUCACGUCAGAGAGUUGGUGAAGAAAGCUGAAGGAAUCGCUCAAACUUACAAACUUAUGCAUGUGGCUGGAACUUCUGCACAUCAGUGUUCAUGUUGCAACUCUGUCAGUGGUGUUGACAUGAGCAGCAAUAAGUUAAGGGAAGCAGCUUCUCGAGAGGGAUCGGAUGACAACUAUUUGUACUGUCCAAGAGCUACUGAUAUUCAACAUGAAGAUUUUAAGCGUUUUCAAUGUCAUUGGAUCAGAGGUGAGCCUGUGAUUGUGAGCAAUGUGCUUGACACUGCAUCAGGUUUAAGCUGGGAACCGUCGGUCAUGUGGCGCGCUUGUCGUCAGAAACAUACUAGGCAUGAUAAACUGAAAAAUAAUAGGCAUGUCAAUCAAGUGAAGGUCAUUGAUUGCUUGGAUUGGUGUGAGCUAGAUAUCAAUAUCCGCCAAUUUUUUACUGGAUAUUCAAAAGGCCGUUUUGAUAGGCAAAUGUGGCCUCAGAUGCUGAAACUCAAUGAUCCAUCCCUGGAUGACUCUUGUCAGAAGCGCGUUCCUCGUCACUGUGCUGAGUUCAUUUGUUGCUUGCCAUUUAAGGAAUAUACUCACCCCUGCAGAGGCGUUUUGAACCUUGCUGUGAAUUUGCCUAUGGGAUGUGUAAAGCCAGAUAUGGGGCCGAAGAUGUAUAUUGCUUAUGGUGUUUCCCAGGAGCUUGGACGUGGAGACUCUGCAACCAAGCUUCACUACAAUUGCUGUGAUGUGGUGAACAUUUUGACAAAUACUACUGAAGUGACCCUUACUCCCAAGCAAAUGGAGACUAUGAAAAGGUUAAAAAAGAAGCACAUUGAACAAGACAGAAGGGAAAUUUUUGGAAAUUUUCAGACCGUGGAAGAAAAUGUUGAUAGUAACCAGCCUGGCGAUUCUGGUGUGUCUAGGUUGAAUGGUGAAAGUUUUUCAGAGGGUUCCAAGUCCGAAAAGAAUAUAGUGGGUGGUGCUUUAUGGGAUAUUUUCCGGCGUGAAGAUGUUCCUAAGCUGAACGAUUAUCUCCAGAAGCACUGCAAGGAAUUCAGGCAUACUUUCUGUUGUCCAGUGCAGCAGGUUAUUCAUCCCAUACAUGACCAAACCUUUUAUCUGACAAUGCAGCACAAAAGGAAGCUGAAGGAAGAAUAUGGGAUUGAACCGUGGACAUUUAUCCAGAAACUUGGAGAUGCUGUUUUAAUUCCUGCAGGAUGUCCACACCAAGUGAGAAACUUGAAGCCAUGCAUUAAAGUUGCACUUGAAUUUGUCUCGCCUGAAAAUGUUGGUGAGUGCAUUCGGUUGACCGAUGAGUUCCGCACACUUCCAAAAAAUCACAGGGCUAAAGAGGACAAAUUGGAGGUAAAGAAAAUGAUUUUGCAUUCUGUCCAUCAGGUUGUGGAGAAGUUGGAUACAAAUAUGAGACAUGGAUUGGGAAAUGAAGCUGUAGAAAGACCAAAAAAAGGAGAGAAGAGGAGGAAGUCGAAGCUGUUGACAAGAAGGCCACGGAAGGAAGGGGUGAAGAAUAGGAGGUCCAAAGUUGUUGAGGAGCAGCAUUCACUGCGCCCUCUUGAACAAUGCAGAAAUUUACGUGCAUGGAGAGAGGAAGAAUCUUCCGGACAACAAGAAAGAAUGGAAAACGAGGAGGUUCAAGUUGUAGAGGAGCGUUCACUGCCCCCUAUUGAACAAUGCAGAAAUGUGGAUGCAUGGAGAGAGGAAGAAUCUUCCAGACAACAAGAAGGAAUGGAAAUUGAGGUUCAAGUUGUUUUGGAGCAGCAGUCUUCACAGCCACCUGUUGAACUAGGUAGAAUUGAACAUGCAUGCAGAAGGGAAGAAGUUGGAGGACAGACAGAAGGAAGUGGUGAUGAGGAAGUGGCCCACGGAUCCGAGGAGCAGCGAUUCUUACUUCCUGCGCUGCCCCCUCUUGAACAAUGCAUAAAUGUGCAUGAGGAAGAAUCUUCCGGACAACAAAAAGGAAUGGAAAUGGAGGAGGUUCAAGUUGUUGAGGAGCAGCGUGCAAUACCCCCUCUUGAACAAUGCAGAAAUGUGCAUGCAUGGAGAGAGGAAGAAUCUUCCGGACAACAAGAAGGAAUGGAAAUUGAGGAGGUUCAAGUUGUUUUGGAGCAGCACACUUCACAGCCACCUGUUGAACUAGGUAGAAUAGAAAAGGCAUGCAGAAGGGAAGAAGCUGGAGGACAGACAGAAGGAAGUGGUGAUGAGGAAGAGGCGCAAGGAUCCGAGGAGCAGCGAUUCUUACUUCCUGCACAUUCCACUGUUCAAGAGCGAAGCAUUGGACAUGCAUGGAGAGAGCUAGAAGGUGGAGGACAACAACAAAAAGGAAGGGCAAAAGGGGAAGAGUCAGUUGCGAAGAAGCCUCCACAAUCAUCACAGUCUGAAGAAGAGGAUGAUGUGAUUAUUGUGGAGAAGCCUCCACAAUCAUCAGAGUUUGCAGAAGGAGAUGAUGACGUGGUUAUUGUGGAGAAGCCUUCACAAUCAUCACAUUCUCGAGUCUCUAGACGCACUAAUGUUGGUCUUGUUACAAUGGUGAAGUAUCUCGAUAACCUCACUGAGCGCAUUACACAUUUUGAACAGACAACUGAACAGAGGGAUAGAAUACAGAAUCCUGAAUUCCAGCAUAUCCGUUCAGAGCUUUUGACUUUAGCUUCCCAUCUUGGUUACACAACUCACCCGAGAGAGCCUGAUAUCCCACUACAAUUGUCUCAGUCACCAAAAGAAGGCUGUCCGCCUCUCUUUGUUUACCGAAGAAGAUCCACCGGGUAAAGAUUUUUAGAUUUAGGAUUUGUUUCUUGUCUUGGAUGAUGCAUACAAGCUUUGGAUUAACGGACUUUCUGUGUUAGUGUAGUUAAUUAAGCAGUGACUUAUUAUGUUGAGAUCCACUGAACGAUUACAGUUGAUUAUGGAAUCAAAAUUCUAGCUC
Molecule: messenger RNA, 4512 nt
Organism: Malus domestica (apple)
Lineage: Eukaryota; Viridiplantae; Streptophyta; Magnoliopsida; Rosales; Rosaceae
Product: lysine-specific demethylase JMJ29-like
Biological process (GO): regulation of transcription by RNA polymerase II
Cellular component (GO): chromatin; histone deacetylase complex
Molecular function (GO): histone H3K9 demethylase activity; transcription coregulator activity; chromatin DNA binding
Source: RefSeq, a predicted model, not a curated record